Messenger RNA from Hirundo rustica (Barn swallow), 3865 nucleotides. It is a transcript of the gene NHSL2, whose product is annotated as NHS like 2. Lineage: Eukaryota; Metazoa; Chordata; Aves; Passeriformes; Hirundinidae. The record is from RefSeq and is a predicted model, not a curated record. The transcript has 8 exons. Gene Ontology annotation, biological process: cell differentiation. The coding region runs from base 162 to 3494 and encodes 1110 amino acids.
CUGCCAGCUCUCCACGCUGGCACAGAGGGUCUGAGCGGCUCCAGACGCGCCCCCGGCAUCUCCUGCGCGUGGGGAGCAAGCCCGAGAGGGAAAAUUUGGCGGUGAAUUCAAGCGAGAGGCAUUGUUUCACAGGAGCUUCAGCCUGGAUUGAAACAGCUCUGAUGGCUCUGUCAAAUGUCUCCCUGUGGAUUCGGGAUGCAUGGGAUGUGGCCACCUCUAACCUGGACCUCGAGAGCAAGAAAACCACCCCCGCCAAGCUGCCAUGGCAGCAGCCUGUGAACGUCUUCCUGGCAGCUGGGCGCCCACCAGGCAUGGAGCAGCUGCACCAGGAGGCCCAGCUCAAUCUCCAGAGCUUGCUGCAAGAGGAGUAUGAGGAGCAGUACACCGAGAGCAGGGUCACCGGGCAGACCUUCCGUGCUGCUGAUCACCUGCCCCUCGACACUUCCCCUGAACCAUCACCUCGACCUCCACCUGCCAAACGCCUUGAGUUUGUGCUUAUGCCCCCAAGCCAGCGAGCGGCCGAAGAGGAGGGCACCAGCAGCAUUGUGCUCGGUGCUCGGCCUCCUGACACCUCCCUGAGCCUCCCCACCAGCCCAGACAAGCAGCAGCCCUGGCCCAGGGCUUUCCCCCUGCCCCCCAUGGAGGAAAAGCAGUGGCACCAGCCUGGCUCCAUCCAGACCAACAUCAUCCCCAUCAAUGUCUCUGGGCAGCACUUUGCUAGGCACUCAAGUGCUCGUCACUCCCUGUUUAACGCAGAGACCGCGAUGAACCCAAAGUCCACCCUGCGGCGCAGACGGACCAUUAUUGGAUUCCCUAACCUGUCCCUUCGAGACCAAGGCAGUGCCAACGGCCCCACAUCCAGCACACACAUGCCCAUCGCUGAGCCCCUGUCCUGCAGCUUCGUGCCUGAGACCACGAGUGAGGGGACGACGUGCCAGGAGAUCAGCCCUCGUCCACCCCUCUCAGCCCCACUGAGGAAGACCUUCAGUGACCUCGGGGCCCGCUGCUGCCAGCCACCUGCUGCCACGGAUGGGGCAGCCAACCCUUGUGCCAGUGCCUGCAAUGGGACACAGGGCACCCCUUUUUCCCCACCCUGGAGUCCCCUGGGUUAUGGGAGCCCCCCCAGCCUCACCACUGGCCUGGGCAAGGGGCCCACCUGCACCUCGCCAGGCGGCUCUGUCCCAUCUCCCAGCCCAGGUUCACCCGCCACCUCCACCUCCUUCUUCAUUGCCACAGAAGAGCGCAUAGGCAGCAAUGGGCCCAGCUUCUUCUCUGGCCCAGUGCCUGCUUCCCCCACCAGCUCUGUGUGCGUCCAGGGAGCCAAGGGGAAUUUCUUGCCAGGAAGCCAAGAGGAGCUGGAGCCAGCAGUAGGGCCAGUGCGGCUGGAGGUGGAGCAGGCAGGAUGCCGGUUCCGUGAGCGGUCACUGUCGGUGCCCACUGACUCGGGGUCCCUCUGCUCUGUGGACAUCACGUAUGCUGAGACCCGACGGGGCAGCACCAACUAUGCCCUGGGCUACCCCAGCGCCAGCUCUGAGGGCAGCACCAGCACUGACAAUAUCUCCCUGGGGCUGGAGCCCGAGGGGCAGCGGCGGCGGCGCUCCAAGAGCAUCUCCCUGAAGAAGGCCAAGAAGAAGCCCUCGCCACCCACGCGCAGCGUCUCGCUGAUCAAAGAGGGGCACGACAGUGACGUGGGGCUCAGUGCGGCACUGCCUAAGGACCAGCGGCCCAAGAGCCUGUGCAUCCCACCAGAGCUCCAGGGUCACCGGCUGGUGCACUCCAACCCCCAGGGGAGUGCAGGCAGGGAGCCUGACAGCACAGCUGCCCCCCACCAGUGGCAUCUCACGGACUGGAGGGCCAGCAGCGAUCCCUACCAGUCCCUCUCUGGCUCAAGCACGACCACAGGGACCACGGCCAUUGAGUGUGCCAAGACACGGGGCAGCUCUGAGUCCCUCGUGUCCCCUUCAGUCUCCAGGGCCACGACGCCUUCCCAGCUCUCUGCUGAGGCAGACGUCAAGACCUCCUCGCCAGGCAGGCCCACAGGGCUGAUGUCCCCAUCCAGUGGGUACUCCAGUCAGUCAGAGACCCCAACCCCCACCAUACCCACCUCCACCAUCCUCGGGCACUCCCCACACCAGGUCCGUGUGAGGCCGCUGGUCCCCGAGAGAAAAUCCUCUCUGCCCCCUACGUCCCCCAUGGAGAGGAGCCCCAAGGGCAGGCUGUCCUUUGACCUCCCACUGACUCCACCCGCCCACCUCGACCUCUCAGGGCUGAAGAUCUCCCUGAAGGGGAAGACAAAGGUCAGUCGGCACCACUCUGACUCCACCUUUGGCACCAAGCUGGCCCAGAAGACCAGUCCCAUCACACCCAUCAUGCCCGUGGUGACACAGUCCGACCUGCGCUCCGUUCGCCUCCGCUCCAUCAGCCGCUCAGAGCCGGAAUACAACACCGAUGGCCCAGAGCACACGGAGGAGCCAGCACACGUCCUCUGCUCAGGGCCGGAAAGGAAAGUGAAGCCACCUGUGGCAGAGAAGCCACCACUGGCCAGGCGCCCCCCGUGCAUCCUGCCCAAGCCCUCAGUUCUGCAGGAGGAGGGUCCCCUGUCGCCCAAAUCCCCACCAGGCACUGCCACCAAGGAGACGGGGGUGGCACAGGAUGCCGUCGUGGUGGUGCGGAGAGGGGAGCUGAGGAGGGGUUUGGGGGAGCCCCAUUUGUCCCUGACCCCGGUGGGGCCCCGACGGCUCUCGCAGGACAGCCUGGAUGAGCUGCGGCCAGAGCGGAGUGGUGCCAAGGCGGAGCGCAGGAAGGCCAAGGUGCCGCCACCAGUGCCCAAAAAGCCUAGCGUGCUGCACCUGCCGCUCAUGCCAGCCCUGGCACAUCAGGGAGCUGGUGUGGGGGACCUGCCACCCACCCCCAGCCCCAUCAUCACGCUGGACACUGACCCCACCUGCUGCAACCCUGACGCUGAGGAUCCGCCAUCCCCCAAGGCUGGGGGCACCACAGGCUGGCAGGAUGCCAGUGAGCCUGCCAGCGAGCCUGCCUCAGAGCAAGGCAGCUCAGCAGAAGCUGGCACGGAGGAGAAGAGCUUUGCCAGCGACAAGACAGCCGAGUCCAUUGUGGAGGAGGACGAUGAGGUGUUCACGAUGUCCCGCACCACAGAGGAUCUCUUCACAGUGAUCCACAGGUCGAAGAGGAAGGUCUUGGGGCGGAAAGAGCCUGGUGACACCUUCAGCAACCGACCCACCUCCCACUCACCUGUAAAGACUUCAGGCUCCCCAACUGGCGAGUCCCUGGCAGCAGCGGGCAGCAGUGGGAAGUCUUCCAGCAGGAAUGAGGAUUUUAAAGCCCUGCUCCAGAAGAAGAGCAGCAAAACCAGCCCUGGUACUCGGCCAUCUGCUGCUGAACUGCUCAAGACCACAAACCCGCUCGCCCGGAGGGUCAUCACAGAGUUUGCCCCUGAGCUGGACAGUGCAAACAGCCCCAAAAGCCAGCCCUGACCACACAGGGGCCCCUCCAGCUGGAGGGGUGGCAAUGACUGCAGAGGGAGCGCUGCUGCAAAGGGCUGUCCUGGCUGCCGGGGAGCCCCUGUAUCCUGCUGGGGGGUUCUUCUGCUUUUUUUCCUUAUUUGGAGAGCUGCUGGCAGAGAGGCAGUGGCUGGAACCCAAACCCUCAUGACUCUGGGCCCUUCCCACGAGGGAAGCAGCUAGAACUGGCCCUGACUGAGCCAGCUUCUGGGAUUGAAGGCUCCUGCCCAGGAAGCAGAACAGGAUCGUGGCCCCUGGUGUCGCCCCAUGCCUGCAGCAAAGCAGCUUGAGAUUCUCUGGUCCCUUUCGGCAUGUGGUACUUUAAACAGCUUUUCUAACGCACA